GAACGAUAUUUCCGGUCACAUGACAGUUCCUCAGACCAGGAAGUGCAGUGUUCGAUGUUGACGUUUGAAAACAAGUGGAAGAGAAGCUGAAGGUUCACUUAGCUGCGAUCACCUGGAAUCAACAUGGAGGACACACUCUUCCAGCUCAGAUUCACUACAAAGCAGCUUGAGAGACUGGCCAAGAAGGCUGAGAAGGAUUCUGAAAAGGAGCACGCCAAGGUCAAGAAGGCUUUGCAGCAGAAGAACGUGGAAUGUGCCAGAGUUUAUGCAGAGAACGCCAUCCGGAAAAAAAAUGAAGGUCUUAACUGGCUGCGCAUGGCGUCACGAGUCGAUGCUGUGUCCUCCAAAGUCCAGACUGCUGUCACCAUGAAGGCAGUGACCAAAAGCAUGGGCCAGGUGACCAAGGCUCUGGACAAAGCUCUGAGCUCCAUGGACCUGCAGAAGGUCUCUGCCAUUAUGGACAAGUUUGAAACUCAAGUACAGAACCUCGACGUCCACACCUCGGUGGUGGAGGACUCCAUGAGCUCGGCAAUGACGCUGACCACACCUCAGGAGCAGGUGGACGACCUGAUCCACCAGAUAGCAGAGGAGAGUGGCCUGGAGGUGAUGGACCAGCUCAACCAGCUGCCGGCAGGAGCCACCUCUGUGGGCGCCCCGAGCACACAGAGCCAAGAGAGGGAGGACCAGCUGUCUCGAAGACUCGCUGCUCUACGGAACUGAAGGCUGCUCUGGGAGCGGUGAUGGCGCUCAUGGCUGCGAGGAAGCAGAUGACAGGAGCUGUGUGUGUGUGUGUGCGUGUGUGUGUGUGUGUGCGUGUGUGUGUGUGUGCGUUUCAAUCGAACUGUUCCUAUCGGGAGGACUUAAUGAGGCUAUUGAUUCCCACUCUCCUGCUUUAUAAAUACACACACACACCACCUGAGAGGCAUGCAUCGCUCUCUCUCUGGUUCACCUUCCCAUUUUCGAUCCAUUUCUAUUUUCUCCUUUUAAUUCCCCCGCCCCGGCUGUAGCUACACUCUUCAUACUGGAUGUCUGCUUUGUACAAAAAGAAAAACAUUUUACGAACUGUACAAUGUAGAGUGAUGAAAAUAAAGGGUUUUAAUGGGCACUUACAGUCAUUAUAACAGAGUAGACAGUCGACUUCCUGUUUACACCACAUGACCAGUGUACGUGUGUUCGGCUCCAUCCAAACUACAUCUUGUGUGUGGACAGAGAUUAUUUCUGAUUCUGAGCAAUCAUCUGGACGGAGAUCGAUUUAUUUUACAAAUGAAAAGGAUUUCGUGUGGACGGGUGUGUUCACGUUUUUUAAAAACAUUUUUUGAUCCAUUUGUCAGAAAUGGUUUAAUAGUUGAUUCUUUUCAGAGGAACAAGACUCUUAAAUGAAUUGGGGGUGUCAGUUUUUGCACUCACAGUUCUUUGUUGUUCUUGUUGGUCUUGUUGUUCUUGUUGGUCUUGUUGGUCUUGUUGGUCUUGGUAACACUACAGAACAGUGUCCCCUCGUCAGACUCCAAUCAGCAGCCUCUACCUGACCUCAUGAUAACACACAGUCAGUCCUCCCACUUGUUGUUUCUCUGUGUCAAACGGGUCGUGUGGCUUUAAUUCAGACUUUUUGCUUCGAACGCCUUAUUUGGGAUGCAGGUGCUUUCGUAGGUGCUUCCCUCACCAGUGCCUGACACAGUAGUUUACAGGCCGUCUUUAACUCUGUGGAUUGAAGUUGCCUGGUCUCUCUCAUAGAUACUUGGUAUUUGAUUUAAGUUGUUGAAACCCCCUCCCAACGGCAACAUCGGAACCUCAUUCAGAUAUUUUUAGAAGCGUCUCCGACUGAAAAUAACCUGAUCACCUGUCUCAGUUUCAUCCUGGACUGUUCCAGGAGGACAACACGUCCACUCAGAGCUGUGAUGCACCAGCUGGAUUAUUUAGAUUUUUGAUAUCUUGUUUUUUUCCUAAUUUGCCUUGUAAACCAUACAUUUGUUCGAAAGUUUCAUUUGUGGUGUUUUGGGUAAAUGCAGGAGAUGUGGACAGAGAAGAAUCAAAUGUAGAAUGUCACCAGAACGUGUUUGAAUUUAUCUGAAGACUGGUUCCUUUUGUCUUUUGUUAUUUUCAGGUUACAGCUCUGUACUGAGUUCACAGUUGACAGAGCAGCUUCCCUUCCUCUGGAUCAGGUUUCUGAUUUCUCCAUUUUAACACUAGGAAGCUUCAUUUGUACUCAGAGUUUCACAGACGUUACAGCAUGUUGGUUUUGUAUAUAUCUAUGUGUAUCUUAAAUAAAUAAAAUCUUGCCCUCUGA
This is a messenger RNA of Hippoglossus stenolepis (Pacific halibut), 2284 nucleotides long. It is a transcript of the gene chmp1a, whose product is annotated as charged multivesicular body protein 1A. NCBI's taxonomy places the organism in Eukaryota, Metazoa, Chordata, Actinopteri, Pleuronectiformes, Pleuronectidae. The transcript has 7 exons. Gene Ontology annotation, cellular component: multivesicular body; ESCRT III complex. The record is from RefSeq and is a predicted model, not a curated record. Bases 124 to 720 code for a protein of 198 amino acids. Gene Ontology annotation, biological process: late endosome to vacuole transport; protein transport; endosome transport via multivesicular body sorting pathway.